UCAAGCCCGGUAUGCUUUCUCUUUCAGUAACAAUUUUCGUAAAACCCUAACUAAAGUCUAAAACCUCUGCAUCUCUCGCUCGCACGUGUGGUCGACAGUAACACAGGCUUUCGGCACUUCAUACCGCCUCGAGUUUGAAUAGAUUCAGAGCUUCGUACCCUUCUUCGUUAAUGGCGAACACUUCUCGCAAGCACUAAACCCAGUGGAGCUGAUGAGAUAGCAAACCCCAUUUCUUCUCAACUCAAUGGCGGCGGAUGUUGUCGUAGAGAUUGAGAAGGAGAAAUCCUGCUGUGCAGUGUUGAAAGCGAACUAUUCGAAGUUGGAAGAGAAGAGGAAUGCUCUUCGGCAAGCUGUGAAGCUUCUCGAGCGUGAAAUCACCAAGUUGCAGACCGCGAAUGCCAAUCUCAGAAAAGAAAAUGAGGAAGGGCGGGCACGGCUGGAAACAGAGGUAGCAGCCAAAUUGGAGGAGUCUGCUGCUAGAGUAGGUUUGGGGAAUGAGCUUUCUGAACUGAAGUCAGAGAUCUCUUUAUUACGAAAAACAGCUGGUUCAAGAAUUGAACAAGAUGACCAAGUGAAUCUGCUUCAAAAUCAAGUUUUAGAGGGUGAGGCAGAAAUGAAUCGGCUCAGGGAGCUUCUGGAGAAAGAGAAAAAACAGGUUCAAACAGAGCGGAAGAAGGUUGUGGAGGAGAGGAAGAAAACAAAAGAAGUGGCAGUACUGCAAACCCGUGUUGCAGAAGGUGAGUCAGAGCUUAGUCGGCUAAAGGAUCUUCUCGGAAAAGAGGAAAAGAGUGUGGAAUCAGAGAGGAAGAGGGCUGAAAAGGAGAAGAAAAAAGCUGCAGAGGCAUGGAAUUUGGUUAAAGCUGAAAAGAAGAAGUUUGAGGAACAAAAGAAAAUUGCUGAUACUGAAAGGAAUAAGGCUGAGGAGUAUAGGCUUCAAUUGGAAGCAGCAAGGAAUGAAGCUGAUGAAACAAGAUUAAAUUUGCUAGCAGAGGAAGAGGAAACAAACCUAAGAAUUGAGGCUGAGAAGCAGAAGUUGAAAAGAACAAAGAAACAUGCAGAUUCAGAGAUGGCAAAGGCAGAAAAGCACAGAAAAAGUGCUGAAGCGGAGAGGAAGAAAGCAAUUGAUGAGAAAAAUCGUGCUGAUGUUUUGGCUCAGAAACUAGAGGUGGAAAUGGAAAGGAAUGGGGCAUUACAGAGGGAGAUUCAGGAAAUCAUUUCAGGUAAAAACGUGGAACAUUUACCUACUGUGUCAUUGAAUAAUAACGGUGAUGCUAAAAUGGCAAACAUGAAGCUUUUAGAAAAAGAGUUGAAGCUGAAAAAAAUGCAAGUAAAACUUGCUAAAAGAGUGGCUAGUGUUGAAAAAUUGCGGAACAAUAUGCUACAGCAAGAGAUCUGCUGUUUAAAGCAGGAAUUCUUCCAAAUGUCUCAUCGGUUGAACAUGCUAGAUGGCUUUCUCUGUCACAGCAAUGAAGGUAUAGAUGGUACAGCAAAGAUUGACAACCUUUUUGAUCUGCAGAACAUAAACUUGAAGAGAAAAAUGUCAGUUAUAAGGCCUUGUGACUUGUAUCAUCAGAGUGAGAAUGACCCGCUUGGGCCAAUGCUAGAAUGUGAUGGGCUAUGGUGUCUGAAUUCUGAAGGAGGCUGUACUAAACCAAUCUCAGGUAUUAGUUCUGAAUCGGAGUUUAUGGUUGGAUGUUCUGUCAGAAACACAUCACAGAACUCUGCCGUACAUUCCACUACUGCAUCUUUUUCUGAUAGACAGUUGGACUCACAGGGAAGAGGUGGUUUUCCUGUAACAACAUCAGCAAAGUUGGCAGAGGAGAAUCUGGAACAGCGAGUGAACACGCACAGAUUAUAUAGAGAUAUAAUCCAAAUAAGGGAUAAAGAAAAUCUUGGUGAAGUGGCUGAAAAUAAUGGCCUUAGUCUUGAUCAUGAAAAGGUGGAAAGUCCUUCUUUGAACUGUGAAAGUGAUAUCAAUACCAAAGUUGUUACCGAAGUGCCUAGUAGCAGGAAGAAGAGAAGGAUCCAGGGGGCAGUUGAUUCCACCGAAUAUUUUUAUGCCAAUGAUAAAAAAUUGUCUCUUCAGAUGAAAGAAAAGCCCCCAUCUCUGCAUGGUAUGCUAAACCAUAAAAAUGAUGUGCCUGCACCAAUUUGUUCUCAAACUGUUGGGAAGUCACUUGCCUUGGAAAAUGGAAGACCUCUGGUUGCUAAAUCAGUAGAUAAUUUAUAUGCCAAGGACCGCAAUUCUGGCAAGAGAAGGUCAGUGUCUCAGGAACAACAACUCUAUCCGCAGCUCUGUGUUGAAGAUGUCAAUCAAAAGAAGACAGACAAGCGGGGAAAUGAAGGCGGUGUAGAUGCAGUUGUCUGCACCCAAGCUGCCUCACCUGUUGGUUGUUUAACUUGUCCAUGUGGGGACAAUACAGUUGAUGCUGUUAUGAGAAAUUGUGGAGAUGAGACUUGGUUUGAGAACAUGGCAAUCAGGGAUUGUAUGAAGUUGCUUGAAUUGGAUGAUGCUGUUGAUGAGGAGCGGUAUAUGGAAGCAAUGGAAAGGCCCCUGUCACCAACUUUGCCUGAAAUUGAUAGCCACAUCCUUGGAGCAUCUGAAUUGACUGACUCUCAGUUUUUGAUAAACCGAAAUUUUGUUGGUUUGGGAAAUGGAAAAAACGGUUUGGUGCCAUUUUGCACCUCUAAUGUUGCUAAUGUGGAAGAUGAUUCCAAUUGGCAUAGGGUCAAUUCUCCUGUCAAAUCAUUUAAAGAGCUGGUUGAUGAUGGAAAUAGUUUUCAUGCUGCUGUAUGUGCUGCAAAGACUGGUGGCCGCCAGAUUGGAGAAUCCGUAGUUGACAUGGAGGUGGCAAAACAAAUACCUGUACCGGAAACUGAGGGGACUGAAAUUCCUAGUGCAAGCAAUGUGGGCCAUAUAAACGAGAGGGUCUCCAAAUGCUAUGUAGUGUUUUCAAGUACUAAGGAUGAAAGCAGCAUUUCUAGAAUCUUCCAUUCUACAGAAACUUGUGCAGCCCGCUUGUCCAUGGUUUCUCAGAAAGAUUGGAUGGUGCAGAAAAUUCUGCUUGCUGUUGUUAUGGAAGAUCUUCUACCUGAGGAGAAGGCUUGUGUCUUCUUUACAUUGUUGCUUUUCAACUUUUCUGUAGUUGAUUCGGUGAAAGCUGGAAGCUCCUCUACUGGAGACUCUUUCUCAUGUUCAGAAUCUUUUUUGGCACACAUAAAAACAGUGAUGGAUGAUGUGGAGAGUAGGCGCACAUUUUCAGAAUUAUUUGAGUUGGAUGCCCUCCUUGGCAUUAUUGAGGAUUUCCUUAUUGAUGGAAGAGUUUUGGUGUCUGGUGAUGUUCCAUGUGGUUCUGGGUGCAGAAUCUUCGUUUUGAAUGGCAUGACUACAUAUCUUUCUCCCCAACUUGCCACUAUUCAUCAGUUGAUGGUUGGAAGCAUUAUAUUAGCCUCUAUAUGUCGUGCGGUUGACUAUGUUAGUUUCAUUUGUGAUGCAUCAUACAACAUUCUCCGGAUGUGCAAAUUUGGUUCCUCUUUGAUUCUGAGAGUGCUUCAUGUGUUUGCCUACCUUUGUGGAGAAAAAUAUUUUACAUUGAGCAAAUAUGAUCUGAUUAUGACUGUCAUUAAGUCUAUUGUUUCACAUCUUGAGGGAGGAAAGGAAUCAUUUGGUAAAAUGACUGUUUCUAAUGCCCCUUGUAAAAGUAACAAUUGCCCUUGGUUUUCCCGAUGUCUCAAAUGCCCAUUUUCUGAUGGUGCUGUUUCUAUGGAUGAAGUUUUAUUAUUGCUACUGCAAAGGAUUCAGAAUUAUGCUGAUUUUGGGAUCAAACAACAUAAUAUGAUUGGAUCUUCUAGUUCAUCUAGCCACACAAUCUUUCCCUGCUUGGAGACAGCUGUUGAAAGUUUUUCCCAACCAGAUGAAGAUAUCCGUGAUAUGGACUGUAAUGGUUCCUCUCGUUUAUCCAAGCUCCUAAUCGAUGCUACUUCUCAAUCUAGUUCUGUUGUCAAUGGUAGCUUGUGUAGCUUCAGUGACAUUCUAGCAUUAGUGGAACUUGUUGCAUGCAGCAUGAAUUGGGAGUGGACACGUAGAAGUAUUAUUCCUGGGCUUUUGGAAAUGUUGGAAUCAGGCAUUCCAGAGAAACUUUUGGCUGCUAUUAUUGUCCUGCUAGGUCAACUGGGGAGGCUUGGACUCGAUUCAAGUGGAUAUCAAAAGAUGGGAAUUGAAGACUUGAAGUGCAGUUUAUCUGAUUUUUUGAAUCAGUCUGCCACCAGAAAUUGGGGGUUUCCUACUCAAUUGGCCAUAGUAAAUUCUUUGAUAGGCUUGCUUUCUCAAGACUUUGCAGUACUUGUUCAGAAUGAGCAACUGCUUUCUCCUGUUGCACAUCAGUCUAGUCAUUCUGAUAUUAUAAGAAAGUGGUUUACUCAGCUGAGCAAAGAGCAAAAGUCCUUGUCAUUUAGCCUUUUCCAGUCUGCUGGGGUACUUGAUUAGAAGACUGAUAUGCUGCACAGGUGGAUGAUUUUCAUAACAUAGUGGGUAUACUGGUCUAUCUUUGUUCUAUGAUGCUAUUCAUGGAUCCUGCAAGUUCUUGGCAUAUGGUGAUGUCAAAGAAGUUGUAUGGGAGAGUACUUUCAAAUUUUGUGCAAGUUUUGUAGAUCAGGUAUUUUCAGAGCCUGAGGAGGGACAACAUUUAUUGAUGCUGAGGCAUUUUCUUAACUCAACAAAGAAUUGAAUUUCUGAGUCAA
Macadamia integrifolia is the source of this 4740-nucleotide messenger RNA. RefSeq lists its product as uncharacterized. Lineage: Eukaryota; Viridiplantae; Streptophyta; Magnoliopsida; Proteales; Proteaceae. Bases 245 to 4486 code for a protein of 1413 amino acids. The record is from RefSeq and is a predicted model, not a curated record. The transcript is spliced from 9 exons.